AUGGCAUAUAAAUCGCAAAGGACUGCUCUCAUAGUGAUAUUUGCUUGUUUGGCAGUGUUGGUUCCUACAGGGCUAGCUCAGUUGCAACAAACUCCUGGGUUGCGUCAAAUACCUGGAUUGUCACAAGCACCCGGAUUGUCACAAAUAUCUGGAUUGUUGCCACAAAUAACUAGAUUGUUACCAAACCUUGGAGCUGGGGGACUUUUAGGGGCAAAUGGGCAGUGUUUGUCAUCUCUUGCAGACGUACCAGAGUGUCUCACUCAAGUUUUUGGUUCACUUAUCAAUGGCCAAUUCAGCAUUAUAGGUUCCUCUUGUUGCAAAGCCAUCUCUGAGAUUGAGGGAAGUUGCUUGUCUAAUUUGUUCCCCUCCAAUCCCAUCUUUGCUCCUUUGCUCAAAAAUUCUUGUGGUCAACCAUCUAAAGGAAACGGACAGAUCUCCAGAAUCACAGCGAGUAAGGCGGCCUUACCAGGGAUUUUACUGAGGAAUCAAGACAUACAGGAAUGCUGGUCAUCUCUUUCAGGUGUACCAGGGUGUCUUACAGAUGUUAUGAAUUCACUCUUUAAUGGCAGAGUUAACUUCUUUGGCCUUGCUUGUUGUAAAGCCAUCACUUUGGUCAGUGACCAUUGCUUGCCAAAGUUAUUCCCUUUUAACCCAUCUUUUCAUUCAACACUUAAAACGUUUGCAUAA
This is a messenger RNA of Quercus lobata, 687 nucleotides long. RefSeq lists its product as uncharacterized. Gene Ontology annotation, biological process: regulation of double fertilization forming a zygote and endosperm; double fertilization forming a zygote and endosperm; regulation of protein localization to cell surface. The transcript has a single exon. The coding region runs from base 1 to 687 and encodes 228 amino acids. Lineage: Eukaryota; Viridiplantae; Streptophyta; Magnoliopsida; Fagales; Fagaceae. The record is from RefSeq and is a predicted model, not a curated record. Gene Ontology annotation, cellular component: vesicle; extracellular region.